UUUGAGCUUACUUUCCUCUUACUUCAGCGACAACCAUUUCUUCUUUUUCUUCUUCUGAAAAUGAAUUUUUCUAGUUUAUUUAAUCUGACUUUAGUGCUUGUAAGCAUUGUUCUUGCAAGCUCACUUCUUGCAAGAGUUAAACACGAGCAACCAGCCCCUCUUCACGAAAUGUCUUCGGAAGAAAAAUUGACAACGUUUCGCAAAAUUUUCGACCGAAUGGAUUCGGACAACAACCACUUAGUCGACACAGGUGAACUAAAAAGCUGGAUAGAUUUAAUUCACAAUCGCACAGCGGAAACCGCAAUUAAGUUCAGGUUCAGUUUUCUGGAUGAAAACAAGGAUGAGCAGAUUUCUUGGAAAGAGUUUAGGUCAUUAACCUUUUCGAUGAACAGUGAUGACCUUGAACCAAAAAACUACACGCAGGAACAGUUCAGAGAUCUGGAGAAGGCAUUUCGCGCGGACAGACUGAGAUUUCAGGUGGCGGACUUGGACCAGGAUGACUCACUGAGUGUGAAUGAGUUCAGAGCAUUCGCCAUCCCUGAGCUCUUCCCUCACAUGCACUUCCACAUGGUGCAGGAGACCAUCCUGGAUCUAGACUGGGACUCGGACGGGAAUCUCUCGGUGGACGAGUAUCUCUCCGCCAUUCUACAGAGCAAUGACGAAUUUCCAAAUGACGUCACAAGCCGAGAGUACGACUUCUUCUUCAGCUCGCGAGACAAAAACGGAGACGGCAAAAUGGACAAGAAUGAAGUGAAAGAGUGGAUCGCACCGAGUCACUUCGACCCACACGAAGCCGAGGCCGAAUAUCUCAUUCGAGAAGCCGACUCGGACAAAGACUCGCAACUGAGCUUCGACGAGAUUAUGAAAGACUUGAAUGUUUUUCUGAACAGCGGAGCCACCAAUUUCGGCAGAGAAAUUCACGAAGAGCUAUGAGUUUUUGCUCCGGCUUGAACGCUUAAUGAGCAUUUUUGUAAUCCAGACAUAUGUAAAUGAUUUCAAUCGCAAAAUUAUGGACAGAUAAUUUGGAACUGCAGUUGUAUCAAAUGAUUAUAACAAUUGUAACAAGAAUUUUUUUUUUGA
This is a messenger RNA of Symsagittifera roscoffensis, 1080 nucleotides long. RefSeq names its product reticulocalbin-1-like. The transcript is spliced from 3 exons. Gene Ontology annotation, cellular component: endoplasmic reticulum. The record is from RefSeq and is a predicted model, not a curated record. Lineage: Eukaryota; Metazoa; Xenacoelomorpha; Acoela; Convolutidae. Gene Ontology annotation, molecular function: calcium ion binding. Bases 61 to 933 code for a protein of 290 amino acids.